AACCUGGUGAAGCUCUUCGAGGAGAGGUCGGCGAGCAUGGCCACUCUCAGGCCGUGGCCAGAGGAGGUCGAGUUCAAGGACGCGGAGUGGCCGUGCGCGAGAGCUGUGUUCGUGGGCCUCCACCUCGAGCGCAGCGGCGGGGCCGGCCUCGACGGCGCCGCGCGCCGCUCGUUCGACCUGCGCGAGCCGAUCGUGAAGCUGCUGGAGGCUGUCUCCGGGUGGUCCCAGGCUGAGGCGAACCAUGGACAGUUCGAGCUCUUGAUUAGGCACGUUCGCCUGGCCGAGCUGGAGCAGUGGCUGGAGCUCCAGCGGGAGGGUCGUGUUCGGCCAGGCUCCGAGAAGCUGGGGCCGCUGCAGCUGCCGGCGCCGGGGGAGCUCGAGGGGGAGGCCUCGGGGGAGCUGGGCGCGGAGGCCGACGACGGGCAGUUCCGGCACGCCUCCCUCUGA
Molecule: messenger RNA, 447 nt
Organism: Prorocentrum cordatum
Lineage: Eukaryota; Dinophyceae; Prorocentrales; Prorocentraceae
Source: the annotation of a GenBank genome assembly